AUGUUUUGGAGGUUUGGCGGUUACGCCAACAUAUCCACCAUCGACACUAUCCUCGACAAGCCCGACUUUACCCUCGAGGAGCUGCUCGAUGAGAGCGACCUGAUCCAGGAGCUCAAGCAGCACAACUCCAAGCUCAUCGAGUAUCUGCGCGGCGACAAUGUCCUCGAGAACCUUCUAGAGUACGUCGUCGCUCCCAAGUUGGAGACGGUCGAGACCCCCGAGGAGCCCGCGGACGAGGAAGACAAGGCCAAGAACCGCCUGCUGCCCUUCUCGCGAUCGCGCGCAUCCUCCCGCGCCACCGACCCCGGCAACGAUGAUGAGGAGGAGCAGGAAAAGAAGCGCAACCGCUACGCUUUUGUGGCCUGCGAGAUUCUCAGCUCCGAUACCUGGUCCAUCUACGAGGCCCUGGCCGAGAACCGCCAAUUGAUACGCGAUUUCUGGAAGUUCUUGUCCCGCCCUGCCCCGCUCGACCCCCUCCAGGCCAGCUACUUCACCAAGGUCAAUGAGUCUCUAUUUGAGAAGAAGACCGAGGACAUGAUGGAGCUCUUGAUGAGCCUGUCAGAUGCCGUCCCCAACCUGCUGAGGCAUGUCGAGUGCCCCAUGAUUAUGGACCUCUUGCUCAAGAUUAUUGCCUUGGACCGUAAUGAGGGUGGCCAGGGUGUUGUCGAGUGGCUUUACUCCAAAGACAUCAUCCCGACACUCCUCUCCUGUCUGAGCCCCGAGAACAACUGGGUUGUCCAGACGGCUGCUGGUGACUUCAUCAAGGCCAUCAUCACCAUCUCGGCGAAUGCUUCCCAGAACGAGCAGCAGUGCAUUGGACCCAACGAGCUUACUCGCCAGCUCGUGUCCAAACCAUGCAUCGAGCAGCUCAUCGGCUACAUGCUCGGCGGUGGCAACCCUCUUACCGUCGGUGUCGGCAUCAUAAUUGAGGUGAUUCGAAAGAACAACUCUGAUUAUGACCCGGAUAUGGGCACUGAGGCUAGUGCUGUGCCCUCCAGCCGCGACCCAAUCUAUCUGGGCACACUUCUCCGCCUGUUUGCCGAGAAUGUGCCCAAGUUCAUGAGCUUGAUCAUGGACGUUCCUUCACAGAAGGACAAGAUUAACUCUACGUUUGGUGCCAAGCUGGAACCGCUCGGCUUCGACCGCUUCAAGACGUGCGAACUCAUGGCCGAGUUGUUGCAUUGUAGCAACAUGGGUCUGCUCAACGAGCCGGGCUCGGAGGAGUUGAUUGCCACCCGUGAUACUGAGCGACAACGUCUACGGACCGAGGGCAAGCUUGGCCCGAUGAAGGAGGAGGACCCUUCCACCGACGACUUGACUAUGCGACGAGCCGCACCCGAGGAAGGUCGACGUCUGGAGGUUACGAACGCAGAUGAUGAUGGCUUUGAGGAGGUUGAGCCCAGCAAGGAGAUGAGUGAGGAUACUUCUCACGAGUUUGUGCAGGCUGAGGUUGAUAUUCCCCCCGUUUCCACCACCUCGUUCUCCGGUAAGGAUGAGGACGAUUUUGUGGACGAGCCACUCAGCCCUACACCAGGCGCCGAAGCGAACAAGACCAAGGGUACCCGUUUCGACGAGCCUGAUCUGGUUGUUGCGCCUUUGUCACCUACAAAGCCCAAGGCUCCUGAGCCUGCGACUGAAGAGCCGGCCAAGGCUGAGUCGGCUGAGAAGCCUGAAGCGAAGGAAGCAAGUGGCAAGUCAGAGGAUACAAAGACGGGAGAUACCGACGCAGCUGCCAAGGACGAAGCUUCUGACUCUUCGGUGAUGCUCACCCCGGCUCCCUCUGAGCCCGAUACCAAGCCUGAGUCGGCUGAUGCGUCGGCAAAGGACGAACCCAAGGCCCGGAGCUUCUCGCCUCACCCUGAGGAUCUCCCCGCGCCCCUCUUCUCGGCCCCUCCCGCACCUGAGUCUGGCGCCGACCGACCCCCUCAGGUGGCCGAGGCUCAGUCUCAACGCGCCCUGGCGGAUGAAUCCAUUACUGAGGCCAAGAAGGAGCAAAUUGGGGAUGAGACAGCUGGGGAGCAGCUUGCUGAGCAGGAUGCUGGCAUUGACCCCGUUGUUGGAGACUUUUUGAAGAUGCAGUUUGUCGAGUAUCGUGUUGUACCGACGAUUCUUUCUUUCUUCUUUGCAUACCCCUGGAACAACUUCCUGCACAACGUUGUGUACGAUAUUGUCCAGCAGGUCUUUAACGGUCCCAUGGACCGUGGGUUCAACCCUAACCUGGCCGUGUCUCUGUUUGAGGCGGCCGAUGUUACAAGUGCCAUCAUCAACGGCCAGCAGGCCAGCGAUGAGUCUCAGGCCAAGACCAAGACCCGAAUGGGCUACAUGGGUCACCUCACGCUGAUUGCCGAGGAGGUUGUUAAGUUCACUGAGCGGCACCCCCCGGAACUGCUCUCGGAAACGGUCCUUGACCGAGUUAUGAGCCAGGAAUGGAUCAACUACGUGGAGGGGGCGCUCGCCGAAACCCGCGAGAGGGAUAAUGCCAUCCUCGGCGGCGUCCGGCCAGAGGUCGCUAUGGGCAACCGGGCCAUGGGCGGCAACCUUGGUGGCGUGGGCCUGUCCGGCCUGGGUGGAAACUCGGGCGCCGGCUCCAGUGCCCUGGCCGAAGCCGGUCUCAACGGCGGUAUCGAGCUGAACCAGGACAGUGGGAACGGGAUCGGACCCUUUACCAUCAGCGCCGGCACGUUGAUGUCUGGCUUUGGCAGCAGCAGUGAUGAGGAAGACGAAGACGGAGAUGGAGACGAGGAAGAUGUCAACUCUGAGGUGAGUGGUGUUUCUGCUGAAGGCUUUGGCGAAGGGGGCAUCCCUGGAUAUCCUGGCAUAGUGGACUCCCCUGAAGACGUGAUCAUGGGUUCUCCUGAGCCUAUGCGAGCGGAUUCUCCGGACGACGAUGAACGACUGGACGUUACAAUGACUUCGCCUGCGGAUUGGGCUAACUCUGGGGCUCCGUUACACGGGGAUGGACGGCGCGACUCAGAAGAUCCGCAUGCUGAGCAGUUCCGAGCUUAUACGGACCCCCUGAACAAUUCGGCCGGGUCGAUGGAGCCGCCAUCGAUCCCUCCUCCUCCUCCACCACCUCCUCCGCUGAACAUUCCCCCUUCUCGAGCUCGGCUGCAACUGGCGGCGCGGUUGGCGAUGCACCAGAAGAACAGCCAGGCACAAUCAUCGGGCAACCUAAGUAACGAUGACGAUGAUGACGACGACAACCCUACGGAUCCCUUUGCGGAUACGGAAGAGGAUUUCGACGAUGAUGACCAGCAGGCCAUAGGAAAGGGCGCAUGGUGGCGGGACGUUGUGAGAGACCGGGGAGGCAAACUUGAUGGUAACGAAUCUGACGAUGAGCGCGACGAUGAUGAUGACGACGAGUUUGGAGACUUUGCCAUGGCAGAAGAUGACCGAGCUGGCGAGGAUAACGAGCAGAGGAUGGUAUUUCGGCCACUAGCCGUGAACCCGGCAAAGGAGGGGUCAACGAGAGGACUCAGCGGUCUCUGGCCAUUUGGACUCUCCAAGGCAGAGAAGGAGAAGGAGGGAAGCAAGUCAACAGCCAACGACGAUGACGACAAUGGCGAUGACAAGACAGGCGAGGGUGUGAGCAAGGCCGUGGAGGUCAAGGAAGCCAAGCGGAGGACGAGCAUCGAGGACCCCGACGAUGACGACGAGGUUGUG
Fusarium vanettenii 77-13-4 is the source of this 3663-nucleotide messenger RNA. RefSeq lists its product as uncharacterized. The record is from RefSeq and is a predicted model, not a curated record. Lineage: Eukaryota; Fungi; Ascomycota; Sordariomycetes; Hypocreales; Nectriaceae. The annotation marks the transcript as partial. Gene Ontology annotation, cellular component: cytosol; nucleus. Gene Ontology annotation, molecular function: protein phosphatase regulator activity; protein phosphatase binding. The transcript is spliced from 4 exons.